Messenger RNA from Labrus mixtus (cuckoo wrasse), 2345 nucleotides. RefSeq names its product interleukin-1 receptor type 2. Bases 49 to 1326 code for a protein of 425 amino acids. The record is from RefSeq and is a predicted model, not a curated record. Gene Ontology annotation, molecular function: interleukin-1 receptor activity. The transcript has 10 exons. Lineage: Eukaryota; Metazoa; Chordata; Actinopteri; Labriformes; Labridae.
UCAGCCAACAUCAGUCAGCAUCAACAGCUUCAAUAUUUGACUGCCAACAUGGUUCCCUUGGUAGUGAUUUUUGCUGCGUCCGUCAUGGAAUGUGUUUUUGGAAGACCGCCAACACUUGCUCCACUGCCAAUGAAAGACGGCUGCUACUUGGUGUCUCCAGAGGUGAUGAUAUUCGAAAUGGAGGGAGAAGCCAUUAUACUCUCCUUUCCAAUGUUUUGGAGAGUGCUAAAAAAACGCAAUAUAGCCCCUACAACCGCAAAGUACAUAAUCACCAAGGACAAUGAGGCAGAGGAUGCGCCCUAUCACGGCGAGGGGCGUGUCCAGCAGCAUGGCAAACAGUUGUGGGUCCUCCCAGCUCAGGCUUCAGACUCGGGGGAAUACAUCUGCACCUACAGGAAUGACACAUACUGUGUAACGGGGAGUAUCUCACUACAAGUGUACAAGUCCACUUCUGUGGACAUGAAGAAAUGGUCCUAUUCCAUCAGUCACCCAGUGGGGGAGGAUCUGAAAUUCAGCUGCCCAAAUCUAAGUGACUUCAACCAGACAGGCAGACCGAUAGAGUGGUACAAGAACUCCAGCCUAACUUCAGUUCAGCCGGACAAGCCAGGCUCCUCUUUUUGGGAUACAGGAGACCUUGUGAUUCCAGCUGUGAAGAGCUACCACGCAGGUCUAUACACCUGUCAGCUCAGAGUGCUCAUCAACAACCAGCAGUACAAAGUCAGCAGAGCUGUGCUGCUCUAUGUCGAGGGUCCUGACCCUGUAAUCACUACCACUGUGCAUGAACCUUCUAAGACCUCUAACCAAGAGCCAUUUAGCAGCAGCUACAGCACUGUUCACUCUCCUGUUAUUCAAGCCCCUGUGAUUGUCUCACCGUUGAAUGGAACCAUUUUUGAAAGUCUGCACGGACUGGAGGUGAUUUGCAAAGUGCUCACUGACUGUCAAAUGUCAGAUAACACUGAGGUCGCAUGGUGGGCCAAUGGCAAAUCAGUGGAGUCGUCUUACCUUGAUGGGCGAGCUCUGCAGGGUGGAAAGAGAGUAACAAGGAUGUCUGAAGGCUGCCAGAUUGAGUUGAGGCUGAUUGUUGUAGCAGUUACAAAAGAAGACUUAAAGACGGAGCUGAAGUGCAUCACUCACAACCAAGGAGGGAGACAGGAAGUUGUUGUAAAGCUUCAACUAGAGGACUCCACAUUUACAUGGCUGGUGGUAGCUGUGGUGGCUGUUUCCUGCUUUCUGACUGUGAAUUCUAUCUUCUGCUACAUCCUCUGCAAACCUCAAAGGAAAAAGAAAAUGGAUUACUUUCUGGCUCGGCAGAACAGCACCUUUUAACUCUGCUUGUGUACACGUUCCCUCCACAUAGACCUUCAACUGUGGGUUUCAACACUCCUUUUAUUGGAUUUCCGUGUUUACAACAAGCUGUCACCCAAUGUCCUCCUGUUUGUACACCACUGUCAGUUUAACAAUAUGUAGGUCAGUGUUUGCGGUUUCAGAAGCUGGUUUCUCCUAGAAACUUGAAACCUUGGUGUGAAAACGGUUAAGGGAAAACAACCCUCUGAAAUAGGCUACACAUAAGCCAACCAGUUUACACUUAUGGAAAAUGUUUGAUUUAAGAUGAAGUUGUUGACCUAUAUCAGUCAAACUGCUUCAUGGUAUAGUUACAGAGGGCUAAGACGUGCAGAGAAGCUUUCAAAGGAAAAAGUAGCAAAGACACGUGUGGAACUGCUGCAUUAGAUUGAUUUACAGUUUUACAAAGACUUUUUGUGACUUUUGAAAUCUGUUUUAUGUGAUGGUUUUAUAAUUGAAUGGAUAUGGUUUAUACUAUGGCUGCAGACAUUUGGAAAGUUUUCGCUUCAUGCAUUGUCCGUAUAAGUGUGACAGGAUGCUUAAAGAUGUCAUGAAAUACCUUGGCUGACAAUGGCAACGUCUGCAUAAAUACAACAUACAACAACUGAAGAAAUGUGAUUGGUUUCAUUUUCUGGGCAGGUAGGGCAUAAAGAGAUUUAAAACAUAACAAGCAGUAAAAACUUUAUUAUAACUGAUACGAAUUCCAAUAAAACAGCUGAAUAUAUUAUUUUGAAAUAUAUUUAUAUUGUAAUAACUGUGUACAUGGUUCACUGAAGUUGCUGUUUGCAGUAAAUUUAACUGGUUAACAUAACAAUCAGAGGUGUUUCCAGUGUUACGCUCACCCAAAUUAUAGGGCUUAAGGGUGACAUUGAUGGCUCUCUGUGAACUUUGUUCAAAAUUGGACAUUUGUAUCUUUAUGACAGAAUUAAUGUCUGACCUGUUGCAUUUGACUGCAUUCAAUCUAACAGGUGUAUUAAAUAAAAAGGCCCUUGGUGCAAAUGCAA